Molecule: messenger RNA, 1359 nt
Organism: Penicillium odoratum
Lineage: Eukaryota; Fungi; Ascomycota; Eurotiomycetes; Eurotiales; Aspergillaceae
Product: putative dipeptidase
Exons: 3
Coding region: 1-1359 (452 amino acids)
Biological process (GO): proteolysis
Molecular function (GO): metallodipeptidase activity
Source: RefSeq, a predicted model, not a curated record
AUGGAGAAGAUAUCAAUGCAGAAACACUACGAGGCACUGGCUCAAGAUCCAGAGAACCUGAAGAUCGCAAAGCCAAAAUCAUGCCAGAAACGACGCUGGGCUCUGCUGCUCUUCAGCGUAAUUGCUGGUGGGUGGUUUCUUCGGCCGCACUGCCACCAUGUCCAUCGUAUCGCUAGCAUCGAGGAAAGAGUGCAGAACAUCUUGACUCAGACCCCAUUGAUUGAUGGCCAUGAUGACUUCCCUAUCUUUAUCAGAUCAGUCUUCCAUAAUCACAUUCAUAGCUCCAAUUUCACGGACGCCUUUCUCAAUGGCACACUCCCUGCUCACGUCGAUUUACCUCGUCUGAAGCGUGGUCAUGUCGGUGGCACUUUCUGGAGUGUCUUUGUGCCUUGUCCCACGAAUUGGACGGACUUUUCCGAUGAAACAUAUGCGCCUAGUAUACGGGAGACGAUGGAACAGGUCGAUUUGAUGUCUCGUAUACAGCAGACUUUCCCUGGUGUCUUUUCGACUCCGCCGAAUGGCACCACCGCCCUGAGCGCUUUUCAGGAGGGAAAGAUCAUCUCUCCUCUUGGCAUAGAAGGCUUGCACUCGAUCGGCAACUCUCUAGCCCAUCUUCGCAUUUUCUACGAACUGGGUGUCUCCUAUGCAACACUGACACACAACUGCCACAAUCGCUAUGCCGAUGCCGCAGUCGUCGAAUUGCCAGGUGGCGGAGUGAAAAAGUCUGACCCGCUGUGGCACGGAGUGAGUCCUGAAGGCCAGAAGGUAGUCUUUGAAAUGAACCGUCUCGGCAUGAUUGUUGACCUGGCCCAUGUGAGCGUGGAUACUAUGCGUGAUGUACUAGGUGCUGGCAAGACCGAGUGGGCUGGAAGUCGGGCUCCGAUUAUCUUCAGUCAUAGCUCAGCUUAUGCGCUGUGCCCGCAUCCGCGUAAUGUUCCUGAUGAUGUUCUCGAGCUGGUACGGGAGAAGAAGUCAAUAGUGAUGGUCAAUUUCUCGCCUGAUUUCAUCUCCUGUGUGGCUUCGGACCGUGCUGAUGGCAUACCUGAUAAUGAUCCUGAGAAUGCUACUCUCGAGCGUGUUGCGGAUCAUAUUAUGCAUAUCGGGACAGUCGCUGGGUUUGACCAUGUAGGUCUUGGUAGUGACUUUGAUGGUAUUCCGACAGUACCUCGGGGUUUGGAAGAUGUGUCGAAAUUUCCAGAUCUUAUUGCAGAGCUUCUACGCCGGGGACUGAGUGAUGAGGAUGCUGCCAAGGUGGCCGGUGGCAAUCUGUUACGUGUGUGGAGGGAUGUUGACCAAGUAGCCUUGAAGAUGCAGGCGGAAGGCGCAAGUCCAGUAGAGGAUGACUCUCAAACAAUGUAG